AUGUGGGACUCAGCAUUGCCGCAGCCGUUUUCACUGGUGUCACCCAUAACUUGGAUUGUGCUUCUCACCUUAACUGUUUCAUCCUUUGUCUUCUGUUACCGGCGCGCUGAACUGAUUAAACAUAUCGAUCGUAUUCCUGGACCAAACGCUCUGCCCUUGCUUGGUAACAGCCUGCAAUGGCUCGUUGAUCGCGAUGAAAUGUUCAAUACGCUCACUGGAGCAAGAAAACUAUACGGACGUCGGCAGGGCUUCAACCGUGUCUGGGCCGGACUGAAACCAUACGUGUUGAUUUCGAAAGCAACGGCUGUAGAGAAAAUUCUCUCUAGUGGAAAGAACAUCGAAAAAGGUCGUGACUAUGAUCUGCUGAAACCAUGGAUCGGCAGCGGACUGUUAACAAGUCACGCGGCUAAAUGGUACCAGCGCAGAAAACUUCUCACACCGUCGUUUCACUUCAAAAUACUGAACAACUUCGUAGAGGUGUUUAACAAGCAGAGCUAUGUGCUAGUUCGUCAACUAGAAAAGCAACUCGGUAACAAAGCUGGCUUUGACUGUACCAUUUAUGCCACGUUAACCUCCCUCGAUAUUAUUUGCGAAACCGCCAUGGGUUUCCCGAUUCACGCACUCGAAAAAUCGGACUCGGAGUACGUAAAAGCCCACGAAAAAAUUGCUGAAAUUAUUCUUGAUCGACUGCAAAAGUUUUGGCUGCGGUCGGACCUCAUCUUUCGCUUUACCAAGAGCUACGCUCAGCAUGAACGGUGCUUGAAAGUAUUACACGACUUUGCAUACAGCAUGAUACGUGAACGCCGUAGUAUGCACCGCCAACAGAAAGAAUCAACUCCACAAGUCUUCAAAGAGGAAAAAUCUGCGUUAGCGUCGAACGGCAACUAUGGUCGCAGGCAACUGGCUUUUCUUGAUCUGCUUCUAGAGCUUUCGGAGGAUGGACAGCAGCUCACCGAUGCGGAUAUACGCGAGGAGGUUGAUACCUUUAUUCUUGGUGGUCAUGACACCACCGCUACGGCACUUGCUUGGAUGCUGUAUCUGCUUGGCACGGAGCCUGCCGUUCAGGAGCGAGUAUAUCAGGAGAUCGUGUCUAUCAUGGGCAACGACCGUUCGCGGUAUCCGACGACAACCGAGCUGGCCGAGAUGCGAUACCUGGAGUGUUGCAUCAAGGAAAGCCUUCGACUUUUUCCCAGCAUUCCGAUACUUUCGCGUACGCUUGUCAGCGGCGUCGACAUUGAAAAUUAUCAUAUACCUGCCGGCACAAAUGCCGUCAUCAUACUUUAUCAAUUGCACCGAGACGCGCAUUACUUUCCCAAUCCGGAAAAGUUUCUGCCGGAGCGGUUCCUACCGGAGAACUCCGGCGAUCGCCAUCCGUACGCCUUUAUUCCUUUCAGUGCCGGGCCGCGCAACUGUAUCGGUCAAAAGUUUGGAGCUCUCGAAGAGAAGGCUGUAUUGUCGGCCGUAAUACGUCACUACCACAUAGAAGCUGUGCAGCGUCGAGAAGAUUUGGUUUUGUAUGGCGAUUUAGUGAUGCGCACCAAGGAUGGUCUCAAAAUACGCCUCAGUCAACGAAAUUAAGACUAGCGUAAAGCACCCUAUCAGGAAUGUUUAUGAUGAAUUUGAGCCGCCCGUCUAUUUUUAUAAGGCGCAAUGGUUCCAGCGAGUGUGUUUCUCACUGCUCGCCGUAACGGCUCAUUCAAAAGUUCUGUUUUGCUUCUCGAUUCCUUCCUGAUG
Molecule: messenger RNA, 1734 nt
Organism: Anopheles cruzii
Lineage: Eukaryota; Metazoa; Arthropoda; Insecta; Diptera; Culicidae
Product: cytochrome P450 4c3-like
Exons: 5
Coding region: 1-1578 (525 amino acids)
Molecular function (GO): monooxygenase activity; oxidoreductase activity, acting on paired donors, with incorporation or reduction of molecular oxygen; heme binding
Source: RefSeq, a predicted model, not a curated record